AUUCUCCUCCUUGCGCCAACAGUGCUCCUGUUAUUCCCAGUCUCGGUUCUGGUAUUCGUUCUCGAACGGAUAUCCAAGUCUCUCCUCCUUGAGCAAACCGGCCGCGACUGGCGAAAUGGCGCAUACUUGAUUUACCUCAACGGCCCCAAUGUGACCGACCCGUCUUCGACUGCGAAUACAGCUGUGACUGUGCGCAUCAAUCGGGCGCCAUCGUGGGCUAUAAUAGGUGUCUGUGUUGCGGCAUACAUUGUGUCCGUAUUCGAUGCGUUUGGCAUUUGGGAACUGAGGAAGGUGGAGGGCACGCAUGGACGUCAGAGGGGUUGGGCGUGGGCUGCAGCGAUCGGCAAUAUCGUCUUGGUUGGGCUGAGUCUUGGUGUAUUUGGAUGGGCGAGUUCAUUGCAAGGCAACGAGGGCUGGCGAAGCUACGAAGAUGUGCAGAAGCAGGGUCAAGAAUACACUCGCGAGACCUGGUCUUGUCAGAUUGAGCGCUUCUACCCCAAUGAAGGGUGGGCAGGAACUGCGUGUGGGACAGCAAAGGCUACCAGGUUCCUGCUCAUACCCAUGGCCAUUUUCGCGCUCCUUUUCCUCGGCAGCCUCUGGAUCAUUAUAUGCCAACGAGGUGGUGUCAAGUGGCUUUGUGGUGGCAAGGGCCGUUAUGCCGGUUUCAAUAAUGCAUACGAGCUUCAGCAGGGUGGGCCUCUUGGAUCCUAUGCUCCAGGGCCAUAUGCCCAAGGUCCAUCGCAGUGGGCACCGCAGCCUUACCAUCAUGUGCAGCCU
This is a messenger RNA of Didymella exigua CBS 183.55, 777 nucleotides long. RefSeq lists its product as uncharacterized. Lineage: Eukaryota; Fungi; Ascomycota; Dothideomycetes; Pleosporales; Didymellaceae. The annotation marks the transcript as partial. The record is from RefSeq and is a predicted model, not a curated record. The transcript has 2 exons.